Scatophagus argus is the source of this 4953-nucleotide messenger RNA. Its product is annotated as vomeronasal type-2 receptor 1. Gene Ontology annotation, molecular function: G protein-coupled receptor activity; olfactory receptor activity. Gene Ontology annotation, cellular component: membrane. The record is from RefSeq and is a predicted model, not a curated record. NCBI's taxonomy places the organism in Eukaryota, Metazoa, Chordata, Actinopteri, Scatophagidae. Gene Ontology annotation, biological process: G protein-coupled receptor signaling pathway. The coding region runs from base 1447 to 4299 and encodes 950 amino acids. The transcript is spliced from 14 exons.
GGUUCAUAUAUUGGAAUAGUCAUUUUGUUCUUUAUUAGAUUUAAAUUUUUUAUAUUUUUUUUAUUGUCAGGGUGAUGGAGACAAGUCUAUGAUCUAAGUCCAGGUAGAAGUGAAUGUCCACACACUUCCUGAUCUUUUUUGCCUUGACUGAGGUGUAAUUUUUUUUCCCAUUAAACAAAUGAAAAAAGUAUUUAAAUUUUUUUUUUUUACUUGAAUCCACUCUAGAUUUCUUUGCUUUGAAAAAUGUCUUGCACCUACUGUAAUAAAACCCAAAUCUGCUACCUAAUGUCACGAAGCAAGUGAAGGUAUCAUGCCACACGGGGAAAAAAAACACUUCAGUGAACUAAUUUAGAAAUUGUUUUUCAAAGAAUACACAAACAAGUUGCUUGGGUGUUGGGUGGGAGAUGUCCCCUUUUCCUGCUAACCAUGUGCCUCUUUAAACCUCGUCUGCACGGAGAAGGUAAUUGAUUUCUCGCAAAACUCAUCAGUACGAGUCAGAAGUCUCUCAUGUGCUCGGGACUGGUCACAAGGGCUCAGUCACACACUCGUGCAUACACUGAUUUUAAUCAUCAGUCACGAGCAGCUAUACAAGAACUACAUCUAAAUAUCCUCCUUUCUUAGAUUCCUGCUUUCUGUGUGACAAUAUCUCUUUAGUGUGAUUUCAUGUAAAAAUGGUGACAUCUGCUGUAAACAACCAUAUUGUUUAAAGAACAGCCUAUUUGUAUGCAGUUGGCACUUGUUUCCCAGCAGAGGUCCCUCUGUGUGCUGAGGGGUUCAGGUGUGUGUUUGUCCCUGCUGACUGAGAGACAUGAGCAGACAAGUUCAGUCACCCAUCAACACGCCGCAGACCCGCACUCAGGAGACGAUCUUGGAACAGUAGCAGCACCGUAAUGUUGCUCAAAGACUGUACAAGUUACCACACGCUGUUGCCAAUUAACUCCUGGCCUGUGGCAGCUGACACAUGCACACACACACACACACUCACACACACGCAAAUGAAUAAACUGAUUUGUAUUCACGGGAGGGAAUUGAAAGAAACUCAGUGAAAUGAUUUUGUUUUUUUGAGAUUAUUUGACAUUGAUGUAUUCACAUAUGUUUGGUGGUCCAGGUUCCAGUUUGUGCUGUUGGAGGGAGACAAAACCAGAGAAAACACCUUGCGAUUGUAUUGUUUCAAACCAUUAAUGCGGUCAUAAUGCUUUGGUAUUUUCUAAAAUGAACAAAACCCUUUUUGUCUUUGUUUCACACGAAAUAAAGACUAUUUUGCCCUCAGUCAGUCACUUUUAAUCCACGGCCCUCUUCAUUUUUGCACUGUUGAAUCGGUUCUCAGGUUACCUCGCACAGCACAUCUCCCUUGAGGGCAAAUAAGACACCUGUCACACUUGUGCUGUUCUCUUUGCCGUCCGCCACAGGGAUAGCUCUCCCGACUCCUUUCUGCAUCUGCGUACCAUGGAAAUCUACCAUCUUUUGUUUAAAUUAUGUGCCUUUUUUUACUUUUACGGAUCUGUUUCAGCAGAGUCCACUUGCAAGCUGAAGGCCAAGUUCAACCUGAGUGGGUACAAGAAUGUAGACAAGAAGAAGGUUGUUAUCGGGGGGAUGUUUCCUGUUCACAUGCGUAUCGCUUCAAAUGAUGGCAACACUUCAAGGCUGCCUGUCUCCUCAGGUUGUGAGGGAUUUAACUUCCGUACCUUCCGCUGGACCCAGACCAUGCUGUUUGCCAUCGACGAAAUUAACCGAAGAAAAGACCUGCUGCCCAACACUGACCUGGGCUACGUCAUCUACGACUCCUGCUUCACCAUCUCCAAGGCUGUAGAGGGCACCCUCACCUACCUCACGGGCCAAGACGAGGCCGUACCCAACUAUCGCUGUGGGACUGGACCGCCUCUGGCUGCACUGGUGGGCGCUGGAGGCUCUGAUCUGUCUAUUGCCACCGCUAGGAUACUUGGACUCUAUCACUUCCCUCAGGUUAGCUAUUCUUCAUCUUGUUCCGCUCUGGAAAGUAAGUUCCAGUUUCCCACCUUCCUGAGGACCAUUCCCAAUGACAAGCACCAGUCCACAGCUAUGGCCCAGCUGGUAUUGCACUUUGGCUGGACUUGGGUGGGCACCAUAGCUGCUGAUGAUGAUUAUGGCAAGUAUGGUAUCAAAGACUUUAAGGAGCAGGUGGAGGAGGCUGGUGUCUGCAUCUCCUUCUCUGAGACCCUGCCCAAGGUAAAUUCCCCAGAGGACAUCCAACGUAUUGUUCAAACUGUGGUUGAGGCCACGGCCAAAAUCAUCGUAGUCUUCUCAUCAGAUGUGGACCUCAGUCCGCUGAUCAUUGAGCUUAUCCGGCACAACGUGACCAAUCGCACCUGGAUCGCCUCCGAGGCCUGGGUCACCUCCGCUCUUGUCUUGCAGCCUGGGGUGAGCUCGUUGCUGGGUGGUACCUUGGGCUUUGGGGUAAAAAGGGCUGCCAUCCCUGAUCUUCAGCGCCAUCUGUUGGAUCUGGACCCCUAUAGUGACUCGCUCACUGAGGAAUUCUGGGAGACGUUGUUUAACUGCACGUUGGACUAUAGUAAAGCUCUGAAGCAGACCGCACAGAGGGCCAUGGGGGUUAACGGCACACUGACCAGAACAGUGACGGGGGUCCCUGAAGGGCUGUGUACAGGGCAGGAGUCUCUGGCACGGCUCAAUAACACCUACUCUGAUGUUUCCCAGUUGCGAAUCACUUACAGUGUGUACAAAGCUGUGUACGCUGUGGCUUAUGCCCUGCACAACCUGGAGUACUGUGAAGAGGGACGGGGGCCGUUCAACGGGAAGGACUGUGCUGACAUCACUAACUUUGAGCCAUGGCAGCUGAUGUACUACUUGAAGAACGUGCAUUUCAAAGUGCCACACACGGGUGAAGAGAUCUACUUUGAUGAAGGGGAUGUCGAAGGCUUCUAUGAAAUUAUUAACUGGCAGUUCAACAGUAACGGCGAGUUAUCCUACAUCCCUGUGGGAAGCUACAACGGCUCAGCAGCCCCAGAGGCCAGGAUGGUCAUACUGAAUGACUCCAUUUUGUGGAACAAUGACAUGUUGGAGCCUCCUCGGUCAGUGUGCAGUGAGAAUUGUCAACCAGGCACCAGGAAGGGAAUCCGCCAGGGAGAGCCAGUCUGCUGCUUUGACUGUAUCCCAUGUGCCGACGGAGAAAUCAGCAACACAACCGAUGCUCGCGAAUGUAUCCUGUGCAGUGACGAUGACUGGUCCAAUGAUGCUCACGAUGCCUGCGUGCCAAAAAUCAUUGAGUUUUUGGCCUUUGGAGAGCCACUGGGGAUCACUCUCAUCGUCAUCUCAGCAUUUGGAGCUCUGGUCACCAUCGCUGUCGGGGUGGUGUUUAUUUUGAACAUCAACACCCCUCUGGUGAAAGCCAAUGAUGCUCUGUUGAGCUUCUCGCUGCUCUUCUCACUGGUGGUGACCUUCCUCUGCUCCAUCGUCUUCCUCGGAGAGCCCCAGGAUUGGAGCUGCAUGACCAGCCAAGUAGCUCUGGCCUUGGGCUUUGCUCUCUGUCUUUCCUCUAUCAUGGGUAAGUCAGCUGUGUUGAUGCUGAGAGCUCAGGCUCUGAAAGCAGCUCGUGCCAGAAGCAAAGCAGCUGCCAAAGCUGCAAAGGCUGCAGCUGAAGCAGCAGCAAACAGCGGCAGUCCUGAUGUCAUUGUAACCAAUACAAAUAACAAUAAUGAUGUCAAUGCUGGUCCAAAUCCUGAAGUUGACACUCUCACCUGUGCCCACCAGAGGGCGAUAGCUGCUGCGACAACAUUAAUUCAGGCUAUAGCGUGCACAGUGUGGCUCAUCAUCCUCCCUCCCCAUGCCAUUAAAAACACCUCUGCCCAGAAUAUAAAGAUCAUCCUCGAAUGUGAUGAAGGCUCUGUGGUCUUCAUCUGUUGCAUCUUUGCUUAUGACAUCCUGCUGGCCCUGAUAGCCUUCAUCUUUGCCUUCAUCGCUCGCAAACUGGAGGACCACGUCAGUGAGGGGAAGUGUAUGACCUUCGGCAUGCUGGUCUUCUUCAUCGUAUGGAUCUCCUUUGUCCCGGCUUACCUCAGCACACGUGGCAAGUUCAUGGUUGCUGUCCAGAUUUUUGCCAUCCUGGCUUCCAGCUUUGGCCUGCUGACCUGCAUCUUCCUUCCCAAAUGUUACAUUCUCCUGCUCAAACCUGAACGCAACACAGAGGAGAUGAUGAGGCCCCGUUCCAAACCACGUGACGGGACCUCAACUGGGACCUCAGCCUCACUUGCUACAGCUGCUACUGAUGUCAACGCUACAACGGUAUCCACUGCUAUUGAUGAUUAGUGGAGCCAUACUGAGAACUAUACUGAGCGGCAAAACUGAAAUUGUAAACUAUAAUAUAUAAUAUGUAGAUGGCAGACGUGCCUCUUGUUCGUGGGAAAACUGGCCUGGCUGAUUAGGGUUCCUAGUCUUGUUGUUCACUUACAUUUUACAGUCAUCAUGUUUGAUCUGUUACUAACAGACAAAAUCUAUUAUUUACAAAAUAUGACUAAGUGUCUGUCAAGCCCAAGUCAAGUGUACCUUCACAGGCCUUAGAGAUGGUUGAUUUCCACAUUAAAUAUCCACGAGGAAAGAAAACUGCUACCUCAACAAUUACCAAACAUCUCAAAAAUGCAACAAAGGUUUCUGCUAAAACUAUUUUAGUAAGUUAAUGCUUUCAAAGUUACAAAGCUGCUGUAGUGGUGGAAUUCAAAUUAAAUGAAUGCAGCUUUUACCUCAGAUAUUAUACUGCUGUAUGUCUAGUUGCAAAUCAGUUUCAAACAUAUCUGACAGCUUUUCAAAUUACAUGCAUUUGGCUUAUAUGGUUCCUAUCAAAAUAUUUGUACAAGAUGUUUAAACUGCAAGUUCUUUUCUCAUAAUAACCUGCAAAUGUAAUAAAUAAUUGUAGAACUCUGUUGACAUAAUACAUUUCCUAACAAUAUAAUAAAACUUAUUUUC